Messenger RNA from Hipposideros armiger (great roundleaf bat), 1852 nucleotides. RefSeq names its product hydroxymethylbilane synthase (gene HMBS). Gene Ontology annotation, cellular component: cytoplasm. The record is from RefSeq and is a predicted model, not a curated record. Lineage: Eukaryota; Metazoa; Chordata; Mammalia; Chiroptera; Hipposideridae. The transcript has 14 exons. The coding region runs from base 474 to 1622 and encodes 382 amino acids. Gene Ontology annotation, molecular function: hydroxymethylbilane synthase activity. Gene Ontology annotation, biological process: heme biosynthetic process.
UUUAAUGAAACAAUUUGACUUGAAUAUGCUGUGUGGAAUCAAUGAAAUUAAGAGAUUGUUUGAACCUAGCAGUUUUGGAGACCUUAGACAACUCUGUGGGCUCCCUGUGGCCCAGAAUUUUAGUGGCCAUGUUUAGCAUUCCAAGCCUAGCCUAAUUUGCUCAGGGUUCCUCAGGGUUUAUUUAUUAGAGAAGUGAUAGCAAUGGAAUAGACUAGAGUCUAAGAACAACCAGCUGUCACCUCUUCCUCAGAUGCCUGCCUGCAAAAGAGCUCCUUGGGAUGAAGAUCCCAGAACAAGGAGAGUUGACAGUAUCUACAGUGGCUGCUGUCACAUCUAGAAAGAAAUAGGACCUCAGACUGAAGACCCAGCUCUGCCUGCUUGGCACUGAACACCUUUGUCCAAGGUGCCCUAGCAGGAGGAAGAGUGCUUUGAUUUCUUGGCUUGGUCUCUGACGUCCCAAUAUUUCCUUGUUGAUGAAACCAUUAAGCAGCUUAGCCCCUCUUAGUUUUAUAGAACAUCAAAGGCAGAAGAUACUUGAGUUCAAACCUCUUCAUUUUUUAGAUGAACAAGAAGAAAACAGCCCAAAGAUGAGAGUGAUUCGUGUGGGUACCCGCAAGAGCCAGCUGGCUCGCAUACAGACGGACAGUGUGGUGGCAAUGCUGAAAGCCUUAUACCCAGGCCUGCAGUUUGAAAUCAUUGCUAUGUCCACCACAGGGGACAAGAUUCUUGAUACUGCACUCUCUAAGAUUGGAGAGAAGAGCCUAUUUACCAAGGAGCUAGAACAUGCACUGGAGAAGAAUGAAGUGGACCUGGUUGUUCACUCCCUGAAGGACCUGCCCACUGUGCUUCCUCCGGGCUUCACCAUUGGAGCCAUCUGCAAACGAGAGAACCCCAAUGAUGCUGUUGUCUUUCACCCAAAAUUUGUUGGCAAGACCCUAGAAACCUUACCAGAUAAGAGUGUGGUGGGAACCAGCUCCCUACGGAGAGCAGCCCAGCUGAAGAGAAAGUUUCCACAUCUGGAGUUCAAGAGUAUUCGAGGAAACCUCAACACACGGCUUCAGAAGCUGGAUGAGCUGCAGGAGUUCAGUGCCAUCAUUUUGGCUGCAGCUGGCCUGCAGCGCAUGGGCUGGCAGAAACGGGUGGGGCAGAUCCUGCACCCUGAGGAAUGCAUGUAUGCUGUGGGUCAGGGGGCCCUGGGCGUGGAAGUCCGAGCCAAGGACAAGGACGUCUUGGAUCUGGUGGGCGUGUUGCAUGAUCCUGAGACACUGCUUUGCUGCAUUGCUGAACGGGCCUUCCUGAGGCACCUGGAAGGAGGCUGCAGUGUGCCAGUAGCUGUACAUACAGCUGUGAAGGAUGGGCAACUGUACCUGACUGGAGGAGUCUGGAGUCUGGAUGGCUCAGAUAGCAUGCAAGAGACCAUGCAGGCCACCAUCAGAGUCCCCGUCCAGCAUGAAGAUGGCCCUGAAGAUGAUCCACAGCUGGUGGGCAUCACUGCCCAGAACAUUCCACGAGUAGCUCAGCUAGCUGCUGAGAACCUGGGCAUCAGCCUGGCUAACUUGUUGCUGAACAAAGGAGCCAAGAACAUCUUGGACGUUGCCCGGCAGCUUAAUGAUGCCCACUAACUGGUCUGUGAAGUACAGGUGCCUGAGUUGCUGCUGUCCAGUGCCUACAUCCCAGCCCUCAGUGCCCCGUUCUCACUGCUAACUGGGGAGUGACGACCCCAGGGGAUUGAACUGCAGGGUCAGAGACUUGGAGGGACUGCCUUGCCUCAUUAUGUAGGGGCUUCAUCUCUUUAGAGAGUCCAAGCCUUUGAAUGUAACCAACUCUACUAAUAAACCAGCUCUGAAGGUGA